UCCGCUUUUUCCCCACUGGUCACUGAAGCUGCACAGGACCAUGGAUCCUCCACAGUCUUCAGAGAAAUCGCAUCUCAUCAACGAAAGAAAUGCCAAAAUAUACUCCUUAAAACUUAACAGUGAAUUCUCAGGUUCCAAAGAAAGUUGUCCAAACCUGCCUUUGGGAAAUGGCGAUAUGGCUGGUGCUAUUGAGCUGAAGAGGCCCGUUGCAACUCAUUGCCACGGAAAAAAAGCAGCCUUCGAUGAGGGCCACGAGAAACUCAUUGCAAAGAAGAAGCUGUACAUCGCUUCCAUAGUCUGUCUGGUUUUCAUGAUCGGAGAAGUUAUAGGUGGCUACCUAGCACACAGCUUGGCCAUCAUGACCGAUGCAGCCCACCUUCUGACAGAUUUUGGCAGUAUGAUGGUCAGUCUUUUCUCCUUGUGGAUCUCCUCGAGACCACCAACCAAGAUAAUGAACUUUGGCUGGCACAGAUCAGAGAUUCUGGGAGCCCUGAUAUCUGUGAUGUCCAUCUGGAUCGUGACUGGGGUGCUUGUGUAUCUUGCCAUUGAGAGGAUAGUAAAAAAUGAUUAUGAAAUCGAAGGCCAUGUGAUGCUCAUCACUUCAGGUUGUGCAGUCGUGGUCAACAUCAUAAUGGCAUAUAUUCUACACCAUUCCACGACCUUCCACAGUCACGGUUCAGGCUACCACAAGAUUGAUGAGAAUGGGAUGAGCCCUGUCGGCCAUGGCCACUCCCACAGCCUCUUGGGUAAUCAUGGGAACACCAGUGUCAGAGCAGCAUUUAUUCAUGUUUUGGGGGAUCUCUUACAGAGCUUUGGAGUGAUGGUGGCCGCCAUCAUUAUCUACUUCAGGCCAGAAUACAAAGUAGCUGAUCCCAUUUGCACUUUCCUCUUCUCUGUAUUCGUCUUGGGCACCACAAUUACCAUCCUGAGAGAUGUCUUCCGCAUUCUCAUGGAGGGGGCACCCAAAGGAAUAGAGUUUAAUUCAGUGAAGGAGGUUCUUCUGUCUCUGAAAGCAGUGAAGGCCAUGCAUAGCCUACAUCUAUGGGCUCUCACCCUUGGCCAGAGCCUGCUGUCUGUUCACAUAGCUAUUGAGGAGAACGCUGACCCUCACAGUGUCUUAAAGGAAGCCACUGAACUCCUCCAGACCAAAUUUGGCUUUUACAGCACAACCAUUCAAGUGGAGCCUUAUUGUGAGGACAUGAUCCACUGCGCCCAGUGCCAGGACCCUACGGAAUAAGUUCUCCGAGAGCAUCGGUGAGAGAAGGCUGCCUGUAUAAAAUGUAUGCACACAUAUUAAGCUUCAUUGAGGGUCCAAGCCAGAAAUGGAAACACUGUGCAAAUGCAUCAUCUAGCCUACAUAUCAUUACGAAUAUGUACACGCCAAAUGCAUUUUUAUCGAAUAACAAGAAAAUUUAAAAAAAGAGAGAUUUCACACUGUGCCAUCUUAAAAGUGCAUCUUCAGCAUCACAAAUGCAUUGGUUUAUGGGAGGAAUAGCUUUAAAAUGAAGUUUUGAUGUUUAGUUUUACAUACUGUAUGCAAAGAUGAACUGAAUUGAGCGGAGGCCUGGAGGCAUCACUGUGAGCCUUUUUAUUGUGACUUUGCUAGGUUUUGCUUGGCCGGCUGGCAUCGUACAUUACCGCAGAAGUGUACUGUAAUUGCCUGUCCGUGGUCUUGGGAGGGUAAAAGAUGGGUAUUGACAUGACUUCCUUAAAAACAAUUAAAAUAGGGUUUAUUAUGCCCCAGCCAGCCUUGCGUCUGCUGUCAGCAUGGUUCUCUAAUUAAUGUGAAUGUUCGCCAAACUGCGGCAUGAUGUUGUAGGGCUUAAAAAGAGAUUGUGCUCAAGUGUAAUUAUGGAUUUUGUUGGCGAUCUCUCACUAAUGUCUUGUCUCAUGGUACAAUACUAUUUGCAAAAGCAAGCGGGUGAUUAACUCUGUUCUUCCUCACUAGCUGCGAUAGUGAAGGUGCUGUUGUGGUUUUCAUGUGGCUUUAAAAGAACAUCGGAGACAAAAUGGCUGAUGAAUUAAACAACUAAGAGUGAUAUUAAAGGUGAAGUGUGUAACUAUCCUAGUUUCAUGCACAGAAAUUAAUACAAGUAAAACACUGGUAAGAUAUCCCAACAGAUUUAUUGGUGGUGAAGCUGAAUUUUCAGCAGACUUUAAAGGACUAAACCAAAUUUUAAAAUAUGAAUAAAUUGCAUGAUUAAAAUAGACAAUAUACCCCUGAUUGAUUAUUUGAUCAGACGUUCAAAAGUAAUAUAAAAUGCAAUUUUAUGCCAUAUUUAGAUCGUAAAUGUAAUACCAACAUCCUAGCUAACACGUUUCUGGAAGUGUACUACAUUUAAAAAUGUACAGUAUGCAACAGAGAGCUGUACUGUCUCCCAGCAUUAAUGCAAUUAAAUUGACCUAUGGUAGCAACUAUCAUUUUUAUAAUUUCCGCCUCAUUAUUUGAAAAAAAUGAAGAAAAGAAAGAUUUAAACACUGAUUAAAACUGUAGAAUACACAGUAAUAAAUAAGCAUAGCCAAUUUUAAAAAGUGGACACUUGUUCAGACUCAAAUCAUUAAUUUUGCAAUCUUAGAUGGCUGUAGUUGUGGCACAGAAAUUACACACUUCACCUUGCUAGGAUCCUGUUGUGGGUCACUCCGGUUUCUCAAAGUCAAGCAUGCUUCACACCGUGCAUAUGUUUGUCUUCAGGCUCUGUCCAGCUGUAGUCUGCGAUGACACACACACACACACACACACACACUCGUUUUGCACAGGAUUUCCAUCUCUGAUCUCGGUGCCGCCACACUGCCGCAAUGACUCUAUGACAUUCCAGCAAGUGGUGCAACACGUUUCUCAUGUCUCUGUAGUUCAACACUGAGCUCAUGGCAGUAACAUUCAAUAAUAAAGCACAUGAUUUCUGAAUGUCUUUUAAGAAACAUUUUCCAUUUAAACCACGGUUUUCUUUCCAUUCUUAGUUUUGUUAACAACUUUCAGAGCCCCUAAAUGUGCACUAAUGUUCAUUUACAUUAUAUGUGAAGAUUUUAUAUAGACAAAUAUGAUUUUAGACUAAUAAAAGACGCACUUGACAGAUGAUUAUUGUGUUUUAAAGCUUGCGUGUACUGAUAAAAUGUAGCCAUUGUGAUCUGUUGUGGCGUUGUGAAAGAGUUUUAAGAGUUUGCUUUGCAUGUUUUUUUUUUUAAGUGACUGUGAUUUAGAUGGUAAUUGAUCAACCUAAGGACCUCGCCAUCUCACUGAAAUUCAUUAAAUUCUAUAUUUUGUCUAUUUGUUUUGAUAAAAUGAAUAUAUAUUUUAAAUGUGAAUAUCACAGUCAUUUAUAAAACAAGAGAGAGCGAACAAAAUGAUAAUAUGAAAGGACCAAUGCAUAAGCAGUAUAUUUUUGAUAAAGUUGGGGUUGAUGUGCCAAAGCUCUGCAUUAAGAUUUUUACUUUUAGAGGGACCUCAGUAACAAUUUACUGCUAUUAGGAGUCAUUCCUGUUAUGCUGGACAUUUAAGUACUUGUAUUAAAGGGGAUUUAUAUAUAUAUAUAAAUGAACUUUCAGCGAUUGCAAGGGAUUAGGAGUUUCCUUACGUUUAGUUACUGGUAACACGAGCGAAAUUUCACUGCCAGUUGUCAAUAGAUGAAGCACCACUCGGUAAAAAGACUUGGGGCGAACUGGAAAAUUUUAAAAAACGAUCUGUGUGACCUUUCACCCUCAGGUAAAACUUCCGGUCGCGUGAUGACUGGAUUAACCCGCGAAAUUUCGUUGAGCGACGGUACAGUGACUUAAAUAACUUAAGCGUCUUAUAUCAUUAGGUAUAUUUGACGAUUUUAGCCAUAUAUUUUAGAGAGAGAAAAAUUCAGAAAAUCUAACGCGAAUAAAGUACUUACCGCUUUCGCUGUUUUCCCACUUCCUACAUGAUGUCGCGAGGGAUUAGCUUUUUUUUUUUUUUUUUUUUUGAAAGGCUCUAAUUACAGAGAAAAACUAUACAUUUGUUAUUAAAAUAACACAGGACACACCUGAAAUAUUUCCUUAUUAAAAAUAUAAAAUAAUAAUAAUAAUAAUAAUUAUUAUUAAAAAAAUUCACAUGGAAAGCAUAAUAAAAUAAAACUAAUAUAAUUUAAAUCUUAACAAAUGUGAGUAUAUUUUAUUUAGUAUGAUUAAAACACAUGUGCUGAAAAUGUGCUGCAUAACAGGAAUAACCUGUAUGUGUCCAUACACUUCUGACUUUAAGGGUUUUUAAUUAAAUGCUGACCAAGGACCAACAAAACAUUUUGAUCCAGGAACAUGUCUUACUACUUGCAUUUAAAAACCAAAAAAAACAACAAAAACAUAAGGUUGUAUAACUUAUGUAAACUUACAUGUCUGGGAACCAAUAACCAGAUGCUUUUAAAUGAAAGUAAAAUGCAGAGGAUUCCUGUUAGUCAUACAACAAAACAGAUGAAAAACCUCCCAGUAUUAUUUGCUAGAAUAAGUCAGAGACUUAGUUUGAAUAUUGCACACACAGCAUCACAACUCAAAAGUUAAGAUGAAUAUGAUAAAUCCAAAAUCAAUUUCAUAUGCAGGUGCACUCAACCCUUUGAAGCUUCAAAACUGAUAGCAGAGCGUGAGAUGGUACAUCAUCGGUCAUGUUUUUGACAUGUUCUGCAUUUUGUGUCAUGAACUAAAAGACAUUAAUGUUGUUCCGUGGAAAGUGUAAAUAAUCUACAUGAUUUUUUUGUCGUGCCUCAGAUUUGUGUAUGUGUACAGUAUAUAAAUUUGCUUCUUGUAUAAACUUGUCCGUCUAUAAAAGUCCUGUGUGUAAAUGUUUUAUCCUUUAUGUGACCGCAUAAAGCCACUAUAUAACCAGAAACUAAUGAUGGAUAUUUAAUUUUUACAUGCUUUUAAUUUUAUAUGU
This is a messenger RNA of Puntigrus tetrazona (Sumatra barb), 4879 nucleotides long. RefSeq names its product solute carrier family 30 member 2 (gene slc30a2). Gene Ontology annotation, biological process: response to zinc ion; zinc ion transmembrane transport. Gene Ontology annotation, cellular component: plasma membrane. The transcript has 8 exons. The record is from RefSeq and is a predicted model, not a curated record. Lineage: Eukaryota; Metazoa; Chordata; Actinopteri; Cypriniformes; Cyprinidae. The coding region runs from base 41 to 1237 and encodes 398 amino acids. Gene Ontology annotation, molecular function: zinc ion transmembrane transporter activity.